Phytophthora infestans T30-4 is the source of this 957-nucleotide messenger RNA. RefSeq lists its product as uncharacterized. NCBI's taxonomy places the organism in Eukaryota, Oomycota, Peronosporomycetes, Peronosporales, Peronosporaceae. The transcript has 2 exons. The record is from RefSeq and is a predicted model, not a curated record. Gene Ontology annotation, molecular function: protein binding. Bases 1 to 957 code for a protein of 318 amino acids.
AUGCCCAAGGAGACGGAGACACGAAUGUACAUGCAGAUCCAGCCAGACUGGCCUGACGCUGUCGAAUCCUGCUGGCUAGAUGUCUAUGAACGCACCGUUAAAAUUGCGGCGUCUACCGCCAACGAACUCGCUGAGGACGAGCGCUUAACGGCCGAAGUGCACUCAUGUCCAAGCUCCCAGUAUCAGUUGUUGCUCUCAACAGCGUCCCAGACCUCUAGAGAGCCGCCUUUUGUGCGGAUUCUUGAGCGAGAAGCAUCGUGGGUGGACGUCCAAGUGGAUCUUAAGUCCAAGACGCAGCUGCGCACAGUGUUCCAGGCCCCCAAUGAGACGAUGGACGUACCUGUAGUUGCCAACUCGGAAGACCCAGGGAAGCCAUCGCCGUCGCUACUUCAGCUGCAUACAGUGGAUGUGUCCAAAGACGAGAGAUACGUGGUGGUUGGAGGCUCGGAUGGCGUCUGCAUGCUCUGGGACAGCCAGAAUAGAGCUCAGAUGUUGCCAUUACAGGGCCAUGUAGCAGACGUCACCAGUGCCCGCUUUUUCCCGAGCUCGCAGGUUGUACUCACGGGAUCACUGGACUUUACGCUUAGAAUCUGGAGCGUGCAUGGGCGUUGUGCAGCUGUUAUGAAGGGGCAUGUGGGAGGGGUUGAGGACGUCGCGAUCGUUGGCAGAGGCAGAAAUGUGCUGUCGUGCGGAACUGACGGGUUAAUUCAGCUGUGGAACUGCGGGACCCAGGACGUCAUUGCCAAGUGGGCGAAUGAUGAUCAGAGUCCGGUACACUGCCUGUCGGUCAUGGAUGACACCGCUCAGCUGCUGGCGGAGGGCGAUUACCUGCCCACUACGAGCGAAAAUGAAGCUGAGACGGACGGGAAGGUGCUCUUUGCAGGGCUUGAUAACGGAGAGACGCUUGGAGUGGACAUCCGUGCACGAGGGGCGGUACGCCUCCUGGCUUUGCUUUGA